CGUGCGAGUACAAGUAUUAGUUAUUUCACCGAUAAAUAUUUUUAUGUUCAAUUUUUCCAAUUUUUCAUCACCGUCUACGAUUUUAUAUUUUUCACGUUAUAGAUGUUACUAAAUACAUUCGAUAACCUAGCGAUAUUUAAUUAUACACUAUCAAAGAACAGAUGGACAAUAUGUUACACCUUCAGUGUCUCUUAACCGUCUACGUGAGCAACCGUCCACAAUAAUUUAGCUGACUGAUUUUCCUCGUUCACGGAAACAGCGAUAUUCAUGAGAAAAGAAUUACUGUCAAACGAAAAGAUGAAGCUACUGCUUUUGUUUUGUAUCAUCGGAAUCGGUAACGUUUUAUAUUGCACAGCACAUCCGGAAGCGGUAGCGCCAAUUGGAAAAAUCCGCGGCUCUGUUCUAACUUCAAGGCUCGGAAAGGAGAUUUAUUCCUUCCGUGGCGUGAGAUAUGCCGAGCCUCCCACAGGAGAACGACGUUUUCAGGUUGCCACUCCAGCAGCAGACUGGAACGAUGUUUUCGAUGCCUCCGAAGAAGGUCCUGCAUGUCCAAAUGUGGAGCGUAUCGAGCCAAUAUCUGAAGAUUGCUUGCGUUUAAAUGUCUAUACUAAAAAACUGUCUUCAAAAAAUGAAAAUGUAUCAUUGCCAGUGUUGGUUUUCUUCCAUCCAGGCGGUUUCUACCAGUCUUCCGCUCAGAGCUUUAACUAUGGUCCCGAAUAUUUGCUGGACCACGAUAUCGUUUUGGUUACUGUAAAUUAUCGCCUUGCCACGUUAGGUUUUAUAGCAACGGGCGAUUCACUGGCUCCAGGAAAUCUAGGUUUGAAAGAUCAGGUAAUAGCGCUUCGUUGGAUUCAAAGGAACAUCGUUGCUUUCGGAGGAGAUCCAAACUCCGUGACCAUCAGCGGCUGCAGCGUCGGAGGGCUCAGUACUUUCUUGCACAUGUUAUCACCAAUGUCCAAAAAUCUAUUCCACAGGGUGAUCGAUAUGAGUGGCUCCCCCUUACUCACGGAACCUUAUCCAACCCACCAAAGAGAUAUCGCAGAAAAACAAGCGAAACUUUUGAAUUGUCCCAUUAACAACACCAAAGACAUGUUGGCUUGUCUCAGAUCAAAGCCUGUAGCCAACUUUACCAAGACUAUAUCUGAAUUUUUUGAAUGGUACGGAGAUCCAAUUGUGCUCUGGAAACCCGUCGUAGAACCGGAAGUUCCAGGAAUGGAACGAUUUCUACCAGCUCAACCCAUCGAUCUUAUUCGACAAGGAAAGUUUUAUCAAGUCCCAGCCAUAUUUGGAGUAACGAAAGAUGAACUUGGUGGGAUAGUCGUCACGUUCGAAAAUAUCACCAGAAACAAUGGCAACAUAUAUCGCAAUAUGAACGAGAAUUGGUAUCACGUAGCACCGAUUAGUUUCAUAUACGAACGUAACACGCCAAGAUCGAAAAAUAUUAGUACAGAAUUGCGGAAGUUUUAUUUGAAUGACGAACCACUCGGUUCGUCUAACAGAAAUGGUCUUGCUCAUCUCUAUGCGGACAGCGUAAUUAUAUUUUCACAAUAUCGUGGGGCGAAGUUAAUAGCUGAAAACUCCAAAGCUCCGGUGUAUCUUUAUAAAUUUACUUAUCAAGGCCGUUAUAGCUUUACAAUGUGGAAUGCUACGACACCCUACGGCGUCGAACAUCAAGAUGAUUUGCAAUACUUAUACUACAUAAAGAGUAACUUUCCAUAUUUUAAUAAGACUGCACCUGAGAUUCCUAUGGUGGAACUGUAUACAUCUAUGUGGUCCAGCUUCGUACAAACUGGCCAACCCAUUCCAAAUGGUAGAAAUAUAACGUGGAACAGGUUUGAAAGCGAGAAAAGUAACUACUUGGAUAUCAACUUGAAUCCUACCAUGAAGACUGGUUUCUAUCCCGAUAGAAUGCAAGAAUGGGAAAAAUUAUUUCCUCUAUCCGCUGCAUCACAAAGCAAAGCAACAUAGCAAUGUAAAGUCCGAAUGGUCCUUCUUAAGGCUAUUAAUUUUGUUUCCGAAGCAAUUUAAUAAAUAUAUAGAUCAUUA
Messenger RNA from Bombus huntii, 2046 nucleotides. RefSeq names its product esterase E4-like. The record is from RefSeq and is a predicted model, not a curated record. NCBI's taxonomy places the organism in Eukaryota, Metazoa, Arthropoda, Insecta, Hymenoptera, Apidae. The transcript is spliced from 9 exons. The coding region runs from base 268 to 1968 and encodes 566 amino acids.